This is a messenger RNA of Naegleria lovaniensis, 3717 nucleotides long. RefSeq lists its product as uncharacterized. Bases 1 to 3717 code for a protein of 1238 amino acids. The record is from RefSeq and is a predicted model, not a curated record. The transcript is spliced from 2 exons. Lineage: Eukaryota; Heterolobosea; Eutetramitea; Acrasida; Naegleriidae.
AUGAGUCAUCAUCAUAAUGGCCAAUCCACUCCGUCCUCUAGUGCAACAAAUGGUAACAUCAUGAUGAACAAUCAAAGUAACGGCACCAAUGGCUCCUCUAUUCCGAGUACCAACAAAUCAAUUCCGUUACGGCCGAAGCAAUUUCAAGAUGUUCUUGAUGUCAUGAGAGAUCCAAAUUCCGUCUUGUUUUUUGAGUAUUCUACCGAAUCUCAAGUCGCUAAACGAACACUGAAUUGGGCCAUUUACUUUUAUCAACACAAAGAAUUCGUAAAAGCAAGAGACGCUCUCAUCAAAUGUGGAGAGUUGAUUUCUACCAUAAAUUCCCAGUUGACCCAACUAUUACGAAGUAAUACAACCCCUAACCACCAUGAUGAAGGUGACAGCUCAAAAAAGAAUAGCAUGCUUGUACAACAGCAACAAUUACAAGCCGGCAAGGAUUUUCUAUUCAAAAUUAUUCUACUGGUGGAACAUAUCGAUUUUUUGCUGAAACAACCACAACGUCAAAGCUCACAAUCCAAAGCACCCACACCAUCCCAACAACAACAACCCUCCACAACAAAUUCUUCCUCCUCAUCCACUCAAAAAACUCUUUCACGAAUUUCAAGUGGAAUCUUCUCCAAAAUUACAUCCAUAGCAACUGGUUCUUCUUCCUCAUCGUCAACCUUAUCAUCUUCGUCUGGUAGUAGCUCCAAUCCCAGCAACAGCAGUUCGGAAUCUUCUUUGCUACGUUUCAUCAACAAUGUUGGAAGCGCUUUAAAAAAGCCAAAGGAAGAUGCACCCAUACCCAAUUUGGCAGAGUCAUAUGUACAGGAACAAUAUGUGUUUAUUGAAUUUAUGGAAAGCAAAAACAAUCCAAAGACAAUUUCCGAACAUCCAAAAACAAUACCAACUUCUAACGCUGGAAUUGUGUUGACAACUCCUUCUUCUUCUUCGACAUCAAGAGAAUCUGUGUCAACUUUGCAACAGCGAUUACAAACGGUGAUGAAAGGAACAAAACCUUCACAGCCACAACAACAAUUACCAACCAUUCAACAACCUCAACCUCCACCAUCUAAUGUUCUUCCACGAUUAUCCCUAGAUGUGUCUCCAAAUGAAAAUAGGAGUCCUCAAUCCGCAUCUAGAAUGAAAUCCUUUAUUCACUAUAUGGACAGUCGAAAAGAUCUCACUCCUGACAACAUCUCUCCACAAGAUGUCAAAAAUAUGAUCAAGAUAUUGAACGAAAAUUUGAAAACCUUGGGAUCGUCUUCAAACUACAAAGCAGUUGAGGCUCUUGGCCAAAUUCAUGAAAGAAUUCUUCCCUUUAAAAAGCAAAUUCUCAAAGAGCUCAGCAAUCAAUCAACAAAAGAGAAGUCAAAGAAGCUUUACAUGCUUAAAAAAUUUUUGAAGAUUGCUUUUGCUGCACAAAUGGUCAAUCACUUUAUUUCGAAGGAACAAAGUGUCAACACGCUUCAAGAGAACUUACAACAAUUUUUUGAAGUCGAUAAUUUUACCCUUCAGCUAUUAAUUAUCUAUGGAAUUGCGGAAAGUUUUGACCAUACUUAUUUUUGUUUAUCAUACCUUUUGAACUGUAUUGAAAACUUUUCUCAAACCAUCAACUCUGUAAAUCAAUACCAGGUGGAGAAGAGACAAAUUUAUCGUCAAGUGGAUGAACUCGUAUUUGGUCAUUUGAGAAAUAGAAUUAUGGAAUUGAAAUGGUGCUUUGGAAUUGACACAUUUGCCUAUGUUACAAAUGAUUUUGAUGGAGACGCUCUGCUAGCGUUGGAUACUUUAUUGUCAUGCUUAGUUGGAUGGCAAAAGGUCAAAUCAUUGAUGGGAGAUUACAGUGUAAAUAAUCCUUCUUCCACAUCGAAUAUCAUUGCUGACUCUCUGGCUCAUUUUGUUCGAAAAGUUUAUAUCCUCAAUAGAGAGAUCAUUUCGAACAACUUGAAACAAUCGGGCAGACUGAAAGGAUUCUUUUUAGAAGCAACCUUUAACAUGAAUUUGGCUACAUUUGUUGUGGAUGAGAGCAAGCAACUAAUCGCCAGAUUUGCUCCCUAUCUUGACAAGCAUUUAGUUGAAUCGAACACCAGCUUUGCGGACAUUAUAUGCUCUGAAUUUUCAAAGCAUUUAACAGUAGAGGUUAGCGCAUUUUGUCAAGAGGCUCUCAAAUAUCAAAAUGCUUGUAUUGAACAAGGAAGGAAAAACAAAUAUCUUAGAGUUUACUUUAAUGAGCUCAAUCUAGGAGUAAUUAACAAGCUAUGCUCUCAUUUGGCGACCAAGUACAGAGUGUUGCAGGAAUUGUCUGCGUUUGUUGGAACUUUCGACUUUACCAUGUUUUAUGAAAUUGUGAGUCUGUGCAUUACCGUCGCAACUCCAAACAGACUAAAAGACUUUUAUGCAAAAGUAAUGAGCAUGGAUACGCUUGACAAGCCUAUUGAUAAGACAGUUCUGUACACUUUUUCCUGUAUUGAUAUGGCAAAUGCAAGUUUGAAACCUAUUCAUACCAUUUACAACUUGGACGGAAUUAUCAGAAAUCAGAAUGACAAGUACUUGAGUUUUCUCACUUUACAUUUUGAAGCAAUUCGGCCGACUAUUUCCGAAUACCUUCAAACCAUGCUCAGUAGAUGCAAGUUUGAGCUUUCAAAACAAGGCAAUGUUCACGAUAGAAUUAGACUUGCCUGUAUUGCCUUCAAUAAUGUCAAUGGUCUAUUUCUGUAUGCAAAAGAUAUUUUGCAACAUUUUAACAACGCCAUCUAUACACAACUUUUAGAAGAUUAUGAAAGAAACAUCGAUCCAGAAGACGAAGACAAUGAAGUGAACUAUAAUCUUCUCCAUGAUAAAUUGAUAGAAGUGUAUGAUUUUCCAACUGUGAAAUCAAUCAUGAAUGAAAUUCAAAUGAUAACUACAGAUAUGGCCUUUUGCAUUGCAGAUUGGAUUUAUACCAUGAAUGAACAACGAUUUGAAGCAAUAUUUACCUCGUUACCAGGGAAAGAGAUGGAAAGUUUGGUGGUGUUAUUGAGCUCUCUCGAUCGAUUUUUCAUACAUUUAUCCGAUGUCUUGUAUUUGGAAUUGUUGCACGAAGUAUUGAAACAUUUGUUUGUGAUUUAUGUUCAGAAAUUAUUGAGGAACAAGCUAUUGGGAUGUAAACAACAAUCUCACCUUAAUGCCUCCGAACUUCUCUCUCCCAUCUCAUCUGUUCCACCCUCCAUGGAUAUUUUGUCCUCUUCACCUGGAACUUCCAUGUUCCAAUAUAACUCUCCAAAUGUUGGCAUUCAAUUAUGUCUCAAUGGGUUUAGAGACUUGUUUUAUGCAAAUGGUGAAGGGUUACCUUUAGAUUUUCUCGAGCAACAAUCGAAAGAGUUGGACAUUUUGUUACUCAUCUACACCGAUGACACAGAAUCAUUGAUUAAUCUGUAUGAGUCACUUAUCGGAGAAAAUGAUGACAAGACCCUCAUUGACUUGUAUGAACGUUUUUCAAAUCAUUUACCUUCUUCGAAUGGAGGCGUUCAUGACGAGAGUGACAAUAUUUCUAUCGCCAGUGGCCACUCUGGCUUGAGCAGUAACAGCUCUACAGAUUCUGUGGUCAUGUUGUCACUUCAGCAAACAAUCAACAACAAGAAUAAGAAUGAUUUUCUAUCGCCUGAACUCAUCCUUCUUCUCCUCAACAAACGAAAGAAGGAUCGGCGAGCUCGACAAUACGCCAAACAGAGACUGAAAAAAGAUCUCCAACAACAAUAG